This is a messenger RNA of Pieris napi, 984 nucleotides long. It is a transcript of the gene Pdrg1, whose product is annotated as p53 and DNA damage-regulated protein 1. NCBI's taxonomy places the organism in Eukaryota, Metazoa, Arthropoda, Insecta, Lepidoptera, Pieridae. The transcript has a single exon. The record is from RefSeq and is a predicted model, not a curated record. Gene Ontology annotation, cellular component: prefoldin complex. Gene Ontology annotation, biological process: protein folding. Bases 60 to 452 code for a protein of 130 amino acids.
AUAAUAAUCCUUGUUAGUUGUUAUUAAAUUUUUAGUAGGUAAGACCUAAGGGAAAUGAGAUGGAUGAUCAGACAAAAACUUUAAAGUAUCUGGUAUCAGUAGAAAAAUUAGCGGAUGAAAUUUUAAGUGACAAACGUGAAAUAGUAUUAUUGGAUAAAAGGAGAAAUCAAAACCGGGAAGCUUUGAGGGACCUGGCAAAAUCCGAACAAAAGAAAUGUUGGGUUACCGUUGGUUCUGUGCUUGUUAAACACAAUAUGGAGUCAACAAAAUCAUUGCUAGAAGCAGAUCAGAAACAACUUGAUAUAGAUAUUAACACAUUACGUAGUAAUCUUAAAGUAAAAGUUAACAAUUUAAGGGAUUUGGAAAUGCAAGCCCCUGUGCCUGGUCUAAUGUUAGUUCCAAUGUCAAACAGGGAAACUGAAGCUUUGUCUAAGAGUGGAUUAAUUCAUUGAUUUAUCUAGAAUGUAUUACUGCCUUAAUUCUUUGUUUAGGUUAUAUGAAUUUUGGCAUCUCUUUAAGCCUCUAGAAUUUCAGGUUCGAUAGUAUCAGAUCAAAACUCAUCAAAAUGUGGAUAUAAUUUACGAGAUAAAUGUAUACACUGUUUUUGUCUAAUAUAAAUUGUCACAUUGAUGACUAUUAUGAGCGACAUUAGAGAUUAUGAUUGGCUUCAGAAAUUUUAACUAUAAUGGUUAGAUUAUUAAGAGUCGCAACUUAGCUGUAAAUACAUUGUCUAAUUCAAUGUUUUUGACAUAUGAUAGACACCUAGCACUAAAUGUCAACUCUGAAUCCUAGCGUGCAUGUAUUCCACCAAUGGAGGUUAUGAUUUGCAAUUAACAAGAUUCAUAUCUUAGUACUCAAAGACUGACAAUGUGUGGACAAUAAACAGAUGUAGAAUUCUAAGGCCAUUAUGCAUGGGGGGUAUCACUGAUUGUUGUUAAAAAAAACAUAUUUUGUAUAAUUAAAAUAAAACAAAAGAUAUAAAUA